Molecule: messenger RNA, 1244 nt
Organism: Mus pahari (shrew mouse)
Lineage: Eukaryota; Metazoa; Chordata; Mammalia; Rodentia; Muridae
Gene: Rnf186
Product: ring finger protein 186
Exons: 1
Coding region: 31-873 (280 amino acids)
Biological process (GO): protein K63-linked ubiquitination; protein K29-linked ubiquitination; proteasome-mediated ubiquitin-dependent protein catabolic process
Cellular component (GO): endoplasmic reticulum membrane
Molecular function (GO): ubiquitin protein ligase activity
Source: RefSeq, a predicted model, not a curated record
AGAAACAAGCUGGGGAACCAGGAGAGCAAGAUGCCAGACAUCGGCUGUCAGCAGGUACCCGCAGAGAGCAGAAAGGAGACUGGAAGCGUCCCCACAGGACCGGAAACCAUGCAAGUCCUGGCAGCUCCGGUGGACACCCCGUGCGGAUGCCCCUGUGCGGAUCAGCCUCGUCCCUCCAACUCCGUACCCAGAAUAUCCUGCACUGAGGCCCCACAGCCUAUCUCAGCGGGUGCCACCGCCACAAGCACCAUCAUUGCCUUGGGGCCCACCGGGCGGCUCAGCAUCUCUGUAGAGGGUGACCUGGAGUGCUUGGUGUGCCGAGAGCCCUACAACUGUGCCCGGUCCCCCAAGCUGCUUAGCUGUCAGCACACCUUCUGUGCCGUAUGCCUGAAGCUUCUGCUAUAUGUGCAGGAAGACACCUGGUCCAUCCCCUGUCCGCUGUGCCGAAAGGUCACUGCUGUCCCGGGAGGUCUCAUCUGCAGCUUGCGAGAUCAGGAGGCGAUGGUGGGGCGUCUGGCCCUGCCAUGCCCAGAGGUGCGCCUAUGUCCCCAGAGGCUAGUGGGUUCUGCCGCUUCAGCAACUCGGCCAGCCAACUGGACAGGAGAAGAAGAACAGGACGUCGUAAGUGUCAACCGUGUAGCUGCCCGGCGCCUGGCUGUACACUUGCUCUUGCUGGCUCUUGUCAUUGUCCUUAUCCUGCCUUUCAUCUACCCGGGCGUCAUCCGGUGGGUGCUGGCCUUUGUCAUUGCCCUGGCGCUCCUGAUGUCCACCCUAUUCUGCUGUCACCCCCAGAGCCAGAGCAGCAACUGGCCUUGCCCCAGGACUCUGUUCUGCAGAGAGAAAAAGCAAACCCAGAUCACUUCUAUUGCCUGAGAACUCUGGAUCCCUACAGGCCCAGAGCUGCCAAGGCUCCCUCCUCCCCCAGGCCUCACAGUCUGCACGGGUCAGGGGCUAGGAGCCGCCUUUCAAAAUCACAUUCGAACUGGACUUGCGUGUCAAAGCCAGACUGGUCAUGUUGGAUCAAGGAUUCCGUGCUGGAAAAACGGGGUCACACCUGUCUGUCCUUGUGUAGCAUAGGAAGGAAAGGGGGAAAGAGAGGAGAUGUACCCCCUGAAUGAGUGACUCAAGGGUGGUGGGGUCUCUACCCCUCUUCCAGAACUCCUAUGUUUUGUAUAUAUCCCUCUGUGGACAUAUUGGGACAUUGGCCUUACUACAAAGCAAAUAGAACCAGGUCUCUUUUGUAA